UUCAAUUUCAGAUCGAUCUCUCGGAUUAAAUUGGAUAUUCAAUCUAACCUAAUUCUUGCGAAUCACAAUGGAAUCAAAAACCAGAAUUGAUCUCAACUUUUAUUUUAUACUUUGUUUUCUUUACUCAAUUAGUUCUAUUAUUUGUGAUGAUUUUAAAUGCCCUGAAAGGGGUAAAGUUGGUGAAUUUAAAGUUCCAAAUGUUCUCAGUUUGAUUGAUAAACAAACAGGUUAUCAUGCUUCUGUUGAAGUUAUUAAUCCAACUCGAAACAAUUUGGUCCAUGAUUAUUAUGAUUGGAAAAAUAAUGUUGGAUACAUUGACUUGGAAGCAACCAUUCAAAAUGAAAUGAAUCGACGUUAUUAUUAUCAUUCAACAGAGGAAAAACUUGCAGUUCGAGAAGAUAAAUGUACAAGGUUGGACUUGACACAGAAUGAGAAAGUUGAAUCGAUCAAAGAUUGGUUUGAACCAAAAGAUAUUGUCGCUAACUCAGAGAUGUUUAAAGAUUUGGUUCAUUUGGGACCAACAGGAUUGAUGAUCUAUGCCAACAGUAUAAGUGAUAAAGCUUCGUUCAUAGGAUCUGAACUGAUUGAAGGUCGUACUGUCAAUCAUUGGUUUUAUUGCACUAAUCCUAAUGGACCUUACAUUGACUUUUAUUUUGAUGUUAAGACCUCGUUGCCUCAUCGGUUCUCGUUGUAUUAUCCCGAAUGGAUUGAAACUCAUGAGGUUAUUUCAGUAAAUGAAACUCAAACAGUUAAAAAGCAAGUUGAUUCCGAGUCAAAAUAUGUUUAUAACUUUUACAUGUUCAAACCGCUGGUCAUAUCACCAGAUGAACCUAUUCCUUAUCCAUUGAGUUAUGGAUGUGCUCGUAAAGGUGCUCUUGCAUCUACUCCACUACCAGAUUUCAGUCAAGUUAAAGAGUUUAAUAUGGAUAUGGAAGCGAUACUAACCCAUCCUCUACAGGAACCUAUCAGAUCUAAUGCGCGAGCUAUGAAACGAGGCGAUGUUAUUUCAUACGAAAUUCGAGAAGAAACUGUUUCCAUGCGUUUUAUUGAAUUGCCACCUCCUUUAGGGCUAUUUGAAGUCGUUGGACACAUUGAUCGAUGCGGUUAUUCUUUACCAACAUAUUUUUCCGAUAAUACACUAAUCACCAGUUGGCCUUAUCCUGAAUAUACACAUGGCUUCAAUUUAUUGUACUAUCUGGUAAUGAAGCCACCUCCAAAUCGUACACCAACUUUCAUUGGUGAUAUACCUUAUGGACCUUUUCGAGUGGAAGAAUACAGAGCCCCUAGGUUCUUCAAUUAUGUAGUUGAUGCCAUCAUUGACUAUUAUUAUGAUAAAAACGCGAGUGAUUCUGUUCCGAGUAAAGUAAUAUUUACUAAAGAUAGGAGUAAUGUUAACUAUGAUACCGUGCACGCUCCCCCUCAAGUUGAAGUGACAAUUAUUAACUACGAAGACGCUAACAUUGAUUAUAAAGAUCGAUUCGAUGUAUCUAAUUGUUAUGAAGAACCUGGAAGCUUUACUUGGUUUCAACUUCUCUUUUCAAAUCCUUCGCUGAGUGAAUUCAAUAUGAUACAAAUCAAGGAAUCAGCAGAAAAAUACUUGACUUCAUUCAUCCCAAUAAUUCGUAUUGGUGAAAUUCAUGCACAACAAGUUGAUUCUAAUGUUUAUAUUAGUGUUAAGCUUUAUGAUCGUUUACAUUUCAUUGAGGCUUAUAAUCUUUUGUAUCAACGUAAAAUUAUUAAUCCUUCAAAUAUCGUGCAAAGAUUUAAAGUCGAGGACUGUGAGCAAUUGUGCAGUUCGAGUCAAAAUUGUGUCGAUUUUAGUUAUUGUUCGGAUUAUGAUUGUUCAAUUUUCGUUGCAACAAAUGAUAAUGUCGAAGUAGAAACCACUGAGGACUGUAAACUUUUUUAUAGAGAUUCAAAGUUUGAUAUUGCACCAUUCGUUGAAACAAAUUAUUUGUCGACAAUACCACACGUAUUACAACAGAUAAGGAAUAAAGUCUCAGCAGGCGAAUUUCGUUUAGACAGUGUUGGCUUAUCAGCUGAAGAUUUGUUCGUUGUGAGUGGGCCUGAAGAAAUUGGUGAUAUUUCCCAAGAACUAUAUACAAGUGGUUCCAGACCAUUGAGAACUGAAGAUUUUCCGAUGAUAAACACUAAUCGUCAUUUCAAGGAAGCACAAUUCAAGAUGGAGAAAAGUACUCUUCAGGAUUGUUUCAUGGCUUGUGUCAAUGAUGAUGAUUGUAAUACACUUUCAUAUUGUGUUAACCAGAAUAAGGAAUGCAUUCUGAGUGGAGAAACAUCGAGUUCAUUGAAAGAUUCACUUGAAGACAAAACGAGUCAUGCAGAUGGAUGCAACAUCUAUCAAAAAUCAUUUAUCAAUCUAUUCCAUGAGUAUUCUGGAAAAAGUCUAGUUCUGGAUGCCGUCUCAACAAUAUCUGAUGUACCAAUUGGUGAUUGUGCUAAAAGAUGUGCUCAAUCAAAUGAUUUCAAUUGUGAAUCAUUUGAUUAUUGCGAUAUUGAAAACAAUAAACGAAAUGAAUCUAUUUGUUUUUUACAUGUAAAUCACAUUGAGAUAGACAAAGCUCAUCAAAUAAAUGCAACAAACUGGAAGUUGGCUGAAGCUGGAUGUUCCCAUUAUUCAAAAAAAUCUGAACUUGAUUAUGAACAUAGAUUUGGACUUGUAUUGAACGAUAACAUGAAAGAAUCAAUUGUUGGAACCUUUGACCAUUUAUCACUAGAACACUGUGCUUCCAGAUGCAAUUCAGAUCCUAAUUGUUUUACUCUCGAGUUUUGUGAAUCUAUUGACUAUGAUCAAGUUUCCGAUAGCAGUGUUGCAUUGACGAGCUGUUCAUUGACCAACUUGAAACCAAGUAAUGCCAACCAACCUGGACUAUUUGAAGAAACAAAAAGCAACAAAAUUUGUUCAAUUUACAUAAAUCGCAAAAAGAUCACAGGAAAAAGUAAAACUGAUCCACAGCCAUUUGCAUUAAAUAUACAAUCUGAAUCAUCAACUAAAUCGGGCAAUUUGAAGAUAGCAUUUGGAUUGGGGACAAUAGUCUGCUUAAUGGCGUUUGCUGGUGGAUUCAUUGGCUUUAAAUUUGCUAAUAAAAAAGGAAUCAUUUCAUAGACUAACUUAUUGUAAACAGUGAAUAAAGUACCAAUAAAACAACAAA
Molecule: messenger RNA, 3170 nt
Organism: Tetranychus urticae (two-spotted spider mite)
Lineage: Eukaryota; Metazoa; Arthropoda; Arachnida; Trombidiformes; Tetranychidae
Source: RefSeq, a predicted model, not a curated record